This is a messenger RNA of Aedes albopictus (Asian tiger mosquito), 786 nucleotides long. RefSeq lists its product as uncharacterized. The coding region runs from base 1 to 786 and encodes 261 amino acids. The transcript has a single exon. Lineage: Eukaryota; Metazoa; Arthropoda; Insecta; Diptera; Culicidae. The record is from RefSeq and is a predicted model, not a curated record.
AUGUUUCAACGAGGAGUCCAACGAGGUUCAGACGGUCGAUACACAGUUCCCUUACCCAAAAAUGCAGAUAUCCUUCCAAAUCUGGGCGAAUCACGGGAAAUCGCCUACCGGCGUCUGCUAGGAACGGAACGAAGAUUGGCUAGGGACGAGAAUUUGCGAAAGCAGUACGUCGCGUUUAUGGAAGAGUACCUAAUGUUGGGACAUAUGCGGAAGAUCGAAGGUGCCGAUGAGGAAUCCCGUAAACGGUGUUUCCUACCUCAUCAUCCGGUGGUCAAGGAAGCCAGUACCACCACUAAGGUUAGAGUUGUCUUUGACGCUUCUUGCAAGACAUCACCCGGAGUGUCCUUGAAUGAUGCACUUCUGGUAGGGCCAGUAGUGCAGGAAGAUUUGAGGUCCAUAAUCCUGCAGAGUCGGACGAAACAGAUUCUUCUCGUAUCGGACGUCGAGAAAAUGUUCCGACAGAUACUCACUACAUCAGAGGACAGACCGUCACAAUCUAUCCUUUACCGGUUUUCACCCGAUAAGGAAGUUACGGUGUUUGAGCUGAAUACCGUAACGUAUGGAACGAAGCCUGCACCGUUUUUGGCAACCCGGACUCUUCAACAAUUGGCAGCUGUUGAAGAAACUAAUUUUCCGCUCGCGGCAAGAGCAAUUCGUGAAGACGUCUACAUGGAUGAAGUCAUCACCGGAACGGACGACGUUAGUACUGCCACUUGUCUAAGAAACCAACUGUCGGAGAAUCCACGGAAAAUCUGGCAAUACUGGAUACCACUGGAGUUGAUCUGA